AGUUUUACUUACCGUUCUCGCAGGGUUCCGCUCGGAAGCGAGAACCUGUUUUAUGCAACCAGAAGUUUACGGAGUAAUCAGUCGAUCCUUCACCAGAGCUCGUUGUGCCUAUCACUCUAUAUAAAGCAGUCAACAACAUGAACACUAUUAACACUAGGGACGUUACGGAGAUGCUUGUCGAGAAGAAGGAGGAGGAGGACUUCACCACCUUGCACAAGAGUCCGUCUAGAGCAUCGGAUCUCUCUGAGACUACAGCGACUAGUAGUGAGUUCUUGGCAUCUCCUGAUGAUGAUAGUAAGAAGGUGAGCAAGUGGGAUUUGAAGACGCAGACACCUCAUGGUGGCCAGGAGUGGUCGGAGAUUAGUAAUCUUGUCGAGGACUUCUCGGUCACGACCAAUGGACUCGGGCCGGUACCAGAAGCACUGGAAGCUGCUAAGGAGGCGCUGCUCACUAUUGAGCAUUACCCUCCGAGUGACUUCGAGCCUGCCAUCACUGAUCUAGCAAAGUUCCUAUCUCCCGAAGACUGUUCUGACACUCGCUCUCGCUUGCUAUUGGGCAAUGGCGCCAGCGAAAUGAUUGAUAUGAUAUCUAGACUUGCCCCGAAGGGUCCAUGGAGACCAGGCCCGUUCGCCACCCAAUACCAAGAGUACCGUCGCUCUGCUACUAAUGCUGGUCGCAACGAGCUGGGUUGGUCUGAUCUCGAUGGUGGCGCUAAGUUGACCAGUAUCGUGAAUCCAUGCAACCCCACUGGUGACUAUAUGCAUGUCGAGGAGAUAAAAGAGUACAUCAGCAAGAUGUGUGACGAUAACAGUUGGGUGGUGGUCGAUGAGUCUAUGCAGCCGUGGAUGGGUCCUGAGUGGCGCUCAGACUCUUUAACUAGUCAGAAGGAGUUCAUGCAGGAGAUACAGAGAACCAGAGGCAUCAGUGUUUAUGUGAUCCACUCGUGGACCAAGAUCUGGGCUUGUCCUGGUAUCAGACUGGGUUCGGUUGUGUGUCCCACUGCAGAGGAUGCCAGUGCUAUUAAGAAGAUGCAAGUACCGUGGUCCGUGAAUGUCAUGGCCCUGCAUUACCUGUCUGCUUGCUGCAAGGCUGAGGAGUACAUGAAGAAGACCUGGAAGACGACAAUUGAGUGGAGAUCUUAUAUCGUUGAAGGACUUAGACAUCUCAACUUCNNNNUCAUCAACACCAUCGAUAGAGCCGUCAAAGACUAUCGCUAUGAUCUGAAGUAG
Molecule: messenger RNA, 1229 nt
Organism: Perkinsus marinus ATCC 50983
Lineage: Eukaryota; Perkinsozoa; Perkinsida; Perkinsidae
Product: Histidinol-phosphate aminotransferase, putative
Exons: 9
Coding region: 138-1229 (363 amino acids)
Biological process (GO): biosynthetic process
Molecular function (GO): pyridoxal phosphate binding
Source: RefSeq, a predicted model, not a curated record